This is a messenger RNA of Ostertagia ostertagi, 753 nucleotides long. The record is from the annotation of a GenBank genome assembly. NCBI's taxonomy places the organism in Eukaryota, Metazoa, Nematoda, Chromadorea, Rhabditida, Trichostrongylidae.
AUGAAACCACCCAGCACCUCAGCCAAUGAUCCCAUCUUCUUCUUGCAUCACUGUUUCGUCGACUUCAUCUGGGAAAUGUGGAGACAGUCACGACAAAAUCGAUUUGUACGCGAAACUGCCUAUCCUCCCGACAUCGGAACUUGUGCCAACUCCCAGCACUUCAGCUAUGCCCAGAUGAGACCGUGGGACAAGCAGAAUCGAGACGGUCUGUCCAACGAGUACACGGAUUACCUCUACCACUAUGCACCAAGGCCCACCUGCUCGGCUCAGAAUCCCAACUGUGGCUCCCCGUAUCUGUUUUGCGACACCCGAGGAAGCCCACAUUGUGUAGCUAAGAUCAAGCCAAACGGUCUUUGCCGUGGAUUCGAGGGUUUGGACGCGUGCUGGAAUGGAGUGUGUGUGGCCAGUUGGUGUCGACCCGGCCAACUCCAAACGCAACCGGCUCCAUUUUCGAAUGUCAACUGCUACAAUGACGAUCCGUGCUGUGACGCCUGGGCAAGACAGGGCGAAUGUUCGGUAAAUGUGGCCUACAUGAACCGAUACUGUAAGAGGAGUUGUCGCCUGUGCACAAACCCCACGGAUAACCGUCCUGGUUGUCACGAUCGACAUCUUUCGUGUGCAUUUUGGCGUGCACAAAAUUACUGUACACGUCGACGUCAAUGGAUGGCCGAAAACUGCCAAGCGUCUUGUGGUUGGUGUAACAUGGGACCACAACAACUCUGCGCGUCGGUGGCAUUCAUGAGUCGAGCGUAA